AUGGCUUCCGCAACGACCUUCUUCGACUUCACGCCCAAGGACAAGCUCAACCAAGACUACCCGCUCGCGCAACACAAGGGCAAAGUGGUAUUGGUGGUCAACACGGCGUCCAAGUGCGGGUUCACGCCGCAGUUCAAGGGCCUCGAGAAGGUGUGGAAGGACAUCUCGGAGAAGUACCCGGACCAGUUCGUGGUCAUCGGCUUCCCCUGCAACCAGUUCGGCGGGCAGGACCCGGGCUCCAAUGACCAGAUCCAGGAGUUUUGCCAGGUCAAUUACGGCGUCUCGUUCCCCGUGCUGGGCAAGACCGACGUCAACGGCGACAAGGCCGAGCCCGUCUGGGAGUGGAUGAAGGCCGAGAAGCCCGGCAUCAUGGGCCUCAAGCGCGUCAAGUGGAACUUUGAAAAGUUCCUCAUCGGCCGUGACGGCUCCGUCGUCCACCGCUGGGGGUCCAUGACCAAGCCCGAGAGCAUUGAGAAGGAGAUCAUCGCCGAGAUUGAGAAGGGGAAGAAGUCGUAG
This is a messenger RNA of Fonsecaea erecta, 516 nucleotides long. Its product is annotated as glutathione peroxidase. The transcript has a single exon. Gene Ontology annotation, biological process: response to oxidative stress. NCBI's taxonomy places the organism in Eukaryota, Fungi, Ascomycota, Eurotiomycetes, Chaetothyriales, Herpotrichiellaceae. Gene Ontology annotation, molecular function: glutathione peroxidase activity. The coding region runs from base 1 to 516 and encodes 171 amino acids. The record is from RefSeq and is a predicted model, not a curated record.